AUGUCUCUGCUGACAGCCAGAGCCACGUGCCUGUUCGGUUGGAUCGUCAUCUUCGUGGUCAAUAUUGUUGAGUCGGUCCGCAUCGUGAAUCUGGCAGUGCCACGCUUAGUUCAGAACGGCACAACACCAUCGGUGGUCCUCGACUGCAUAUACUCGUACACCGAGGAAGAUCAACAACUCGUGGUGAAGUGGUUCUUCAAUCAGGACCCGAAACCCAUUUAUCAAUGGAUACCGGACUUGAGCAAAAGAGCUUAUUCGAAGUCGCGAGUCUUCGAUGGACACAUCAACAGAAGCUAUGAAGCGACAGAAGACCCAAAUACGAAGUUCAGGGCCCUAAAUAUCCUCCGGCCUUCAACGGAGAUGAGUGGAAACUACUCAUGCUCGGUCACAUCGCUCAUGGGACAGGACACACGAACCCAGGAUAUGAUCGUCUAUGCGAAACCGCGCAUAUUCGAUCUGUCCCUUUUGCGCGCCGAUCAUUCCGAGGAGACGCGCUUCCGAUGCAAAAUUGAGGGCGUUUUUCCCGAACCACUGCUCCACAUGUACAGGAUGGAACGCACGCAGAUAGCGGGCAGCGAGUACAUGACGGUCGACAACUUGACCUUGGUGAAUUACUCAGUCGAGCCUUUAGGACAUCAGAGCAUGCCUUCGAGGGACGGGUACCUCACCAUACUGACUACUUCGAUGCCGAAUAGACAUUUGAAACUGGGCCCGACGAAAGAUACAGCGAAUACGCAUCAGGCCAAUAUUGCGAGAAGACAUCUCUUCUUCUGCGUGUACACAAUCCCGUCUACGGACAUCAAACAGUCUCGAGUUCUAGAGUUGUAUCCCGAGAAAUAUAUGCUGGCGAGUUCAUCGGUGACGGCACCCACGGAACACAUAUCGAUCAGUUUGAGUUUGUGCGCGAUGUGCCUCAGAUAUUUGAUCGCGAAUCUCACCUGA
Messenger RNA from Galendromus occidentalis (western predatory mite), 942 nucleotides. RefSeq lists its product as uncharacterized. The record is from RefSeq and is a predicted model, not a curated record. The transcript is spliced from 5 exons. Lineage: Eukaryota; Metazoa; Arthropoda; Arachnida; Mesostigmata; Phytoseiidae. Bases 1 to 942 code for a protein of 313 amino acids.